This is a messenger RNA of Ustilaginoidea virens, 276 nucleotides long. RefSeq lists its product as uncharacterized. The record is from RefSeq and is a predicted model, not a curated record. NCBI's taxonomy places the organism in Eukaryota, Fungi, Ascomycota, Sordariomycetes, Hypocreales, Clavicipitaceae. The transcript is spliced from 2 exons. The coding region runs from base 1 to 276 and encodes 91 amino acids.
AUGCAGGUCAUCAACGGCGCGGUGUCGACGGAGGAAGAUGCAUGCGCUCCAGAUUCGAGCCUCGUCGUGAUUGUGACGGAAAAGCACAAGCCUGGUGGAAUGGCAAGGAGACCGUUUGUGUUUGACCUGGAGUCGAGGUCUAAUCAAGGUGCCGCCGGGAAGCACCGGCUGCUGGAUGGAAAUGGCGCAACGGCAGAGGAUGGGGAUCCAGCGGACGUUUCCGUCCCUAUCACGGAUGCAGUUGACGCAAAAUGGUGUUGGUGCUCUGGAGUAUGA